Meloidogyne enterolobii is the source of this 313-nucleotide messenger RNA. Lineage: Eukaryota; Metazoa; Nematoda; Chromadorea; Rhabditida; Meloidogynidae. The record is from the annotation of a GenBank genome assembly.
CAAAUAUCUCUCCUAUGCACCCUGUCCCGAGGAUGGACAGAAACAACAACAAAUGUGUUCACAACCAGGCUGGAUACCAAUUAAUAUAAAAUGUAGACAGGAUUCUGACUGCCAACAAAUUCAAAAUCCAAAUGUGAAAGAGGUGAAUGUUGUGCACCCCCUUCUUCUGGUAGUGGGGGUACAAAUAAGGGAAACGAUGUUCCUUAUAUUAAAUGGGAAAUGUGUGAAAAUGGAGGUUAUUUUACUGGAAAAAAAUGUAGAGACACAAAUGAAUGUCUUAAUAAUCAACCAAAUAUACAACAAAUUUGUUUAA